Schistocerca serialis cubense is the source of this 2241-nucleotide messenger RNA. RefSeq names its product guanine nucleotide exchange protein smcr8b-like. The record is from RefSeq and is a predicted model, not a curated record. Gene Ontology annotation, cellular component: guanyl-nucleotide exchange factor complex. NCBI's taxonomy places the organism in Eukaryota, Metazoa, Arthropoda, Insecta, Orthoptera, Acrididae. The coding region runs from base 160 to 2214 and encodes 684 amino acids. The transcript has 12 exons.
CUUAAGGUGGAUAGAUGAACGUUUACGCUCUUCUUGAAAUUUUAGGAGUGCGAUGCGCAAUACUUACAUUUGUGUGAUCACCUCCGUGUGCUGUGCAAAUUGGAUAAACGCUCAUUCAAAUAUAACAACGAAGGCCUUCAUUCAAGUACCUGGUACUAAAUGGCAGAAAUACAUGCUGAUCCUGUUGCCUUUGGGUACAAGGCAUAUUUUGAAAACAGUAAAAUGCACAUAUCUCAUGAAAUGAUAUGUGAGGAGAAUAAGGAACAACACAUGUUUAAUCCAGAUGAGGAAUGUUAUUGCACAAAAGAAGAUUUCAUAGUUUUUGCUGAAUUUUCUGAAGUUAUGGGACCAGUUCCUCUACUAACAUUCCCUUUGGCAAUCAAAGAUGAUCCAAAAAUAGAUGUCAACACACUUAUUCUGAAAAUCAUGUCUGUUGACUACCAUGCAACUCCCAGUGGCCAAUUUACUUUCUGUGAGGAUGUGCAGGUUCUCCAAGCAGAUGUUGUACCUGGCCUACAUGCCUAUGUUCACUACUGCACUCUCCAUGACCUAGGGGCCAGGGGGUUUGUACGACCACUCUGCUUUGCCUAUUUAUCGACUGACUUAAUUAAAGUGCAAUCACUGUUUCCUACUCUUCGAGAACAGUUCCUAAAGGCAACAGAAAUCCUGCAGUUCAAUAAUCGACAAUGGUUUGUGGAAGAACUUCUAAGAAUGAUGACCACUUUAAAGGAAAAACAAAACAUAUAUUUUUCAUUGAAACAGAAAGAAGAAGAAGGGAUUGAGUUGUCAGCAGAUGAAGAGAGGAUUCUUAAUAGUUCUUCAAUAGAUCAGCUAGUUUCACAAUACACUGAAUACAAGAAUAUGCUUCACGUGGCAGAGCCAUACAUGAAUAACCAAACAGCACAGGAAGUUGUGAAUGUUUGGAAAGGCAGCCUUGUGAGUGCAGAGAUGAUGCACACAGGUGUCAGUCGCUACAUGGCAAAAUUACGCCAUGAAUUGCUGAACCACGGUAUCACUUCUGCACAGCACAAUGGGCCAUCACUUCGCGCAGUAGUGGCUCUUAGUCCAUGGGGCCUUGCUUUCCUCUUGUGGGAGCUCAUGUGUAUCCAGCGACAACAUCGCAGGUGUCGCCUCAGCAAGAUGGUCUACAUGUUUGCACAGGAUGAGGAAUUACUAACCGAGGGGAUACAGAAACACUCAUCAGAAAGGGCAUUACACGAACCUGAAUAUCUGUCACUACUUAGUGCUCUUACAUACCCUGUAGACAGACCAGACAGUAACCAUAAACGUUGCAGUCAAGACAGCUUAGAUUUCCUGGAAGCUACUGCUGUUGUUAGUGGAAAUGAAGGAAGCAGCAGUUACCAUUCUGCCCCAGAAUCGGUCAGUGAUAUAGUGAUUAAAAAACAGCGGAGCAGUAGUAGCAGCAAUUCAGAAAGCAAUGGAAGUAGUCAGCCAAGUUGUGAAAGUUAUGUUGAUGUUUCUGAACCAGACAGCUGGGCAGAAUCUGAAUCACCACUGCAGCAUCUGGAUAGUGAUCAGCAAAAAUUAUUCAUGUUUUGUGUAUGGGACAGCAGCAGAAGCCAACUACCAAAUGGACUACCAGGAAAAAAUUUAUUGAAAUUCUUCAAGAGCUUUCCCAAGGCUGCCCAUCAUGUACUGUACUCUAUUCUUAUUGGGAGGACAGUUGUCCUUGCUGGAAGUGAAGCAAUGGAGAAGAAGGUGAACAAGAUAAUAGAUGCUCUGGUAGUAUUAUUUCCUGUGAAAUUUGAAGAGGUAGUCAGAAUUCUUAGGUGGCAUCGUGGAAUACUUGUUUCAUCACAUAUCAAUUCAUAUCAACUGAUUGGGGUCUGUGUUCCAGAACGCAUUUCUGUUCAUGAUAUGAUUAGCUCCAGAGACAAGAACAUGGUGACAAUACUGGAUAUAACAAAAGAACAGCUCUUUGGACCAGCAUAUUCAGGGCAAUUUCUGUCAUCCUUAGAAAUUUCUCCACAGUUCUUUCAGAGUGACCAAACAUUGAUCCUCUUCCUGCAGUCCAUUGCUGCCGAAAUUCUUCAGAAGCUGUUUCUUUUUAGAAUGUCAUUUGUCUCUCCUGUUGGUGACUCAAGAAAUGCUGACCGCUCUCCAGGUGAUAUUCUGAGAGAGAUGGGGGUCCAUGGCUGUGAUGCAGAAAUUAUUAAGUACCUAUUCAAGAUUGGAAUUUCGGAAACAAGUUGAAAUAUUACAGGAAAAACUUGAAUCAUC